This is a messenger RNA of Trichoderma virens Gv29-8, 2211 nucleotides long. RefSeq lists its product as uncharacterized. The transcript is spliced from 2 exons. The record is from RefSeq and is a predicted model, not a curated record. Lineage: Eukaryota; Fungi; Ascomycota; Sordariomycetes; Hypocreales; Hypocreaceae. Gene Ontology annotation, biological process: fungal-type cell wall biogenesis; transmembrane transport. The coding region runs from base 1 to 2211 and encodes 736 amino acids.
AUGUCUCGGACAGCAUCGAGAUCGACGAUGCGGAAGGCGUUAUGCAUAGGCGCAAUGUUGAUGACGGGAGUCAUGGGUGACCAGAUUCUGACGACGACUGGUUAUGUCGACUGCGGAAGCUUGCCUUCUAUCACGAUUACCGAACUGAGCAUGACCUAUGACAAUGAUGCCCAAACCAUCACAUUUGAUAUCGAGGGCACAAGCACCAGCAGCCAGAAUGUUACGGCAACUCUCGACGUUACGGCUUAUGGCAUCAGCGCAUUCACAAACACCUUCAACCCUUGCGACGAAAAGACCCUUGUUGAACAGCUGUGCCCUCUGCCCAAUGGCAAAUUCGUUGCUCGCGGAGUGCAGCAGGUCCCAGCUCAAUAUGCGUCGAUGAUUCCAGGAAUCGCUUUCAGUGUUCCGGACAUUUCUGCGGAGGCAGUUAUGAAGCUCAACAGCCUCGCUGAUAGCAGCAUGGUGGCUUGUAUUCAGGCCCAGGUGACCAACGGCAAGACUAUGAGCGUACCUGCUGUCUCGUAUGUUGCCGCAGGCAUUGCUGGCGUCUCUCUUGUUGCCACUGGCAUGUCUGCGGUUGGUGGUGCCAUGUCUGGAGGCGGUACUGUGGGAGUUGCUACUGCUGGUCCUACCUUCACGGAUGUCGCUGGCUGGUUUCAAGGCAUGGCCAUGGGCGGUAUGCUUUCAGUCAACUAUCCACCUAUCUACCGCAGCUUCGCAAAGAACUUUGCAUUCUCAGUGGGCCUUAUCCCGUGGAAUGGCUUGCUGAAUUCCAUUGAUGACUUCCGAGCCAAGACUGGUGGUAAUCUUACCGAAGACAGCGUGGCUUAUCUAAGAAAUCUUACCAUUCAACUCCAACAACAACAAGACGACUCAGACAACUCAACUGCGAUCAGCCUUUCAAGACUUGUUCGCCGUGACGACAGUGCAGGCGUCGGCGACAUAUCGGGCCAAAUCAGCCAGACGAUUUCGGGCAUGAAAAACUUUGCCGAGUCGGUCAGUGUUCCAAAGUCGGACGUUUUCAUGACGGCACUACUCAUCGUUGCCAUCGUCAUUGCCUCGGUCGUCACUGGUAUCCUGCUUAUCAAAGUAAUCCUCGAAUUCUGGUCUUUGUAUGGAAAAUUCCCAGAGUCUCUUGCUGGAUUCCGCAAGCAUUACUGGAGAUCCAUUGCUCGAACACUCACCACCCUCAUCCUGCUCCUGUACGGAAUCUGGGUGUUGUACUGUGUGUUCCAAUUCACGCUUGGUGACUCAUGGGCGGCGAAGCUGCUAGCCGGUCUCUCCCUCGGCAUUUUCACAGGUGUCCUCAUGUACUUUGGUAUCAAAAUCUGGAGUACGGCACAUAGGCUCAAGGCCCAGCAUGGUGACGCCGCCAAGCUGUACGAGGAUAAGCAGAAUUGGCUCAAGUACUCCAUGUUUUACGAUGCUUACAAAAAGACCUACUGGUGGCUAUUUAUCCCCGUCAUUGCCUAUACGUUUAUCAAGGGCUGUCUUGUUGCUGCAGGCGAUGGCCAUGGCAUGGCUCAGACUGUUGUCAGCUUCUUUCUGGAGCUGGCCAUGCUGGCACUCUUGGUUUUCACUCGCCCUUUUGAGCGCCGCUCUAGCAACAUUCUCAACAUCUUCAUUGCUGUUGUUCGUGUGCUAUCCGUUAUUUGCGUUUUUGUCUUUGUCGAGGAAUUCAAUGUUCAGCAGACGACCCAGACCGUCAUGGGUGUCGUCAUGAUUGCUAUACAAUCAACACUGACAGUUGCACUUGCACUCCUUGUCGGUUGGAACGCAAUCAACGCGGCCAUUAAGAUGAACCCUCACCGCAAGCGCAGAAAGGAGAUGGAGAAACUCCGUGGAGACCAGGAUGAUCUGACACCCCUUGAUGCUCGCAACACGAUGCUCAUCAAAUCAAAGGCGGAUCUUGAGGCUUCGUACCCAUCCGUUCCCGACCACGAGGAGAAUCUCCCCCCUUAUUCGAAGGCGGGAGAUAGGUAUUACGCCCCUAGCAUACCGGAGGGGACAUACCACCCGGCCCUGUCUUCUAACCCUUCGCCAAACGCCAUGUAUCGCGACCUCACAGGCUCCCGACAGCCCGGAGACGCAUCUCCCAACUACUUCUCUUCUGAUGACAGCCAUGCCCAUUAUAGGGGCAAUAGCUCUGAUGGACGAGAUGGAGUGUCCCCCCAUGAAUUUGUAGGCCAGCAGAAAUAUUCUGGAUACUAA